Closterium sp. Naga37s-1 is the source of this 6411-nucleotide messenger RNA. The record is from the annotation of a GenBank genome assembly. NCBI's taxonomy places the organism in Eukaryota, Viridiplantae, Streptophyta, Zygnematophyceae, Desmidiales, Closteriaceae.
AUGUCGAUGCUGCAGCGCAGUCCUAACCAAACCGUCUCCCGCGCUGCUAUGCCGGCUGUGCAAGGUGCUAGGGUCGGGGGGGACUGUGCGUGUGCGACCGGGUGUCUGGCGGCUGGCGCGUUGGAGAGCGAACGAAUGGGUGCAGAUGGGUCGGAUACGGCACGUGCAAGAGCUGGUGGAGGAGAUUCGCUCGCGCGGACUGCUGCUCAUCGUUUGACAAGCCCCUCGCUGCUCCUCAACCUGCCGGUGGCCCUCGGGAUCCUCGCCGCUGCUCGCUGGCUCAUGCUUGAGGUGCAGGCGCGGGCCAAUGCCAGCCUGCCACGUGUGCACUACGAGCAGGUGCACGCGCCCUUCCAGCCAAUCACGACCGCCGACGCCCUCCCGCGGCCGUCAGAGCCGGCUGGGCUGGCGCUGGUGGGAUCGCCGCUGGUGGAAGCCUCCCUUGACGAGUUUGUGCGCUCCAUUAUACGGGACUUUGUGACGAACCAGUUCUAUGCGUACCUGACGCCGGACAGGGAGAUGCCGGAGGAGCUGCGGUGUGUGCUGCUGGCCGUGCUGGGGGAGGUGGCACGGCGGGCCAAGCGGGUCAACCUCGUUGCGCUGCUCACCAGGGACGUGGUGGGAGCGGUGGUGGGGGCAAUGGAGCAGUACCAGCGUGCAUGUGCGGACAUGGGCGAGGGCGAGGGCGAGGGCGAGUGGAGGCGGGUGGCGGCAGGGGAGAGGGAGGAGCGCCUCAAGCACACCCUGGGGGCGUCGGGCGACCUGCACCCUGCAUGCCUCUCUGUGGAGUGCGAAUACAAGGCGGGUGGGAAGCACAAGGUGGUGAGAAAGCUAGUGGCAGCACUGUUGGCGCUGGUGCUGCCAGCCAGCGACGCACAGAGCAACGUGGUGCGUUGCAUGGCUCGAGAGCUCCUCUCCUGCUGCGUGCUGCUGCCCUCCCUCAAGCAGGCCAACCCGCGCCGCAGCAGGCGCAUGCGGGCCACAGGGUCGCCCAGUGGAGGCUCAUUCGGGGGAGGCGUAUCUGGUCCAGGUGGGACGUACGGGGCAGGUGCAUUCGGGGGAGGUGCAUCUGGUGGUAGGGGCAGCAGCAGCAGCAUGCGGCGGCGUGCUGUAUUGGGGUUGGGGGGAGACAGUGCGGGGGACGAUGACAGCCUGGCAGAGGGCACCAGUGACGGUGGCGUGGUGGGCAUGGGCUUCAGCACGGAUGAGGAAAACGGCUCCCCUGAUGCUGAUAGCUCUUAUCCUGCUGGUCACGGUGGCGGUGUUGCUGCUGCUGCGGGUGCUGGGCCUGGUGGCAGUCGGGGUGGUGGAGGAGUAAGAGAGAAGCGCAGACCUGGUGGAGGGUUGGGAGCAGCUGAUUUGCCUCAGAUUGCGCCUCCCCAUGCCAUGCCUCCCCAGGAUAAGCCUCCCCCGGGCCGUUCCCCUGGGCUGCUGCAGCCUAUGAGUGCAUCUUCCUCAAUGGCGUCCCUGGCCCCUCAGCUCAUCGCCGCCACACCCCUUCCUCCGCACCCCUCUGGCCCCUCCGGUGGCUUUAAUGGCUCUCCUGGGUUUGGGGGGUCGGGUGGGUCGACUGCUGGUGGUGGUUCGGGAAGCCAAGGCAUGCUGAGCAGCAGCGGCGAGAAGCACGGCGGCUUUUCUUUGCACUCCCACCAGCCCUCAAGCGAUUCGGGCUAUGCCCGGCCUGCUGCACCUGCUGCUGCUAGAGGCUCAUCUCACCACAUUCCGCCUCCUUCUCCCGAUCCAUCUGGUCCGUUUGUCCACUCCAACGACGGGGCUGUUGUAGCUGCUAUUGAUGGGGCUGAUGAGGUGGCGCCGCGGCGCGGGAGAAAGGCAAGGAGGGAGAGGGAGGUGGAAGGGAAGGUGUUUGGCCGGGUGAAGAGUGAGCCGUGUGAAGCGAGUGAAAUGGGUGUGGCAGGUGGGAGGAGCAAGGGCGAGGAGGUCGCAAUGCGGUUACCAGGUGACGAUGCUGACUUUGUGCAGGCGUUGAAGCGGUACGAGCAGCGGCAGCUGCAGGUGCUGGACAGCGAGCAGAUUGACAAGCUCUGGUACACCGAUGGGGUGCACUCCCACUCCCACUCCCACUGGCACAGCCACAGCCACAGCUCACACGCAGGCAGGCAUGAGGCAGGCGCACAGGUGGUUGUUAACCAGUGCAAGGAGGAAUCUGUUGAGAAUGGUGGCUGGGAACGACAGCAUGGCAGCAAGGAGUCUAUUCGGAAUGGUUGCGAGGAGCCAGGUUGGAAGGGCGCGACGGAAGGAGGCGGUUGUAGCAAGGGCGUUGGACACAGUAAGAGCUGCCAGGAGGUUUACUAUAGGGAGAGGGAGGGAGGAGUUGCGCCUGGGGAGAAGCAAGAAUCCCUUAUGGGGAUUCACAAGCAGCAGCAGCAGCAGCAGCAGCAGCAGCAGCAGCAGCAGGCUGCUCCCCCACAGGUUGCCCCCCUGCACUCGCAUGAGGCGACGAGGAACGGCGGCAAGCGAGAGCGAGAGAGGCCUGUGAAGGGGGAAAAAUUCUGGAGGGGUGGGUCUGUGAAGGAAGAGAGAGGGAUGACUGACCCCACGAAAGCUGCUGCUGGUACCGCAGGCAGUGGUGCUGGAUGGAGAACGAAGGAGAAGGAGCGCGAGAUGCUAUGGGAGGGUGUGUGCUCGGACGAGGAGUUAGGCGGUUUCAGGAGAACUGCUGCUGGUAACGCUGGUGCAGGUGGUGGUAACAAUGGCGGUGGUAACCGCAACGAUGGCGCAUGCAGCGGGAGGUGGAGCGAGGAGCUGGAGAUUGGGGUGGCGGUGCGCGGGCUGGGGUUUCUGGUGGAGCAGUCGCCUGGUACAAUGCAGAUGAUGCAGAGGAAGGGCGCUGGAGGAGCUGGAGAGGACGGGGAAGGAGGAGGAGGAGGAGGAGGAGGAGGAGGAGGAGGAGGAGGAGGAGGAGGAGGAGGAGGAGGAGGAGGAGGAGGAGGAGGAGGAGUUGGUGGUGGGGGUGGAAGAGGAGGGGUGGAUGCAGCUUGGGGAGGAGGUAGAGGGGCUUUGUCUGCUGUGAACGAGGCUGGAAGGGUGAGGCAGGGAGUGGGUUCGAGUACAGGUGGGGCGACGAAGGGGGUGUCAGGGCCGCAGCAGUCGCAGACACAAGGCGGCUGGGCGGGUGUGUGGGCCACCAGCGCGUUCUGGUCAUCAUCAUCAGCAGCAGGGGGAACAACAGCAGGAGAUGUCACAGGUGGCACAGGUGGCACAGGUACAGUGGGUAAACCACAGGUGGCCACUGCAGCUGCAGGGACUACUGCAGCGGGUGCAGCCGUAAAAGGACCAGUGGGAGCGGUCGGAGAGGCAAACUGGAGCCAAGGCGAGACGAGGCCCAGUGCAGGAUCAGCAGCAGCAGGAGGAGCAGGAGCAUCAGCAGCGGGGUCUUGGCUGAGCUUCAUAGGCGCAGGGCCCAGGUCAGACCCGGGAGGCAGAGCAGCAGGUGCAGGCAGGGACACGGCUGGAGCUGCAAACACAGCUGCUGGGGGAAUGGGUCCUGAGGGGGGGAUGCGUGCACGGGUGGGGCGUGGGAGGGGGAGUUCCGUUUCAGGGGCAGGGGGUCAUGCAGGGUCUGGCUCACAGGGGGAUGCGGGUGGGCAUGAUGCGCGGUCGGUGCUGUCUGCUGCUGCUGCCACUGCUGGGUGGGUGGAGCGGAAUCUAGCCGCGUUUGGGCUGGCUGGUGCGUUUGGGAUGCGAGGUGGGGUUGGUGGGGGCACAGGUGAGAAGGGGACGGGAGGGACGAGUGGUGGAGAGGUGGGUGGAGUGGGUGGUGGUGGAAGUGGGGAUGAUAGGGUGCUGCUGGCUGAAGCAGCAGAGAGGGAUCCGUUGAGUGUGGUGCGGCAGUGGGAGGAGGAACAGGAGGUGGAGGGAGUGAGGGAGAGGCGUGAGUGGGAGAAGCAGGAGGAGCGGCAGCAGGAGCAUAAGCAGCAGGAGCAGAGGUGGCGACAGCAGGAGCAGCAAGGGGCGGUGCAGGGAUGGCAAUCAGGAUACGGGCCUGGGGAAGGGAAGUACACGGCUGGAACCUUCUUAGACUUGGAGGGCUUGGGCAUGGAAGAGGAGGAGGAGGAAGAGGAAGAAGGAGGAGGGAUGCUGCUGAGCGCGCGUGUGAAGAAGGGGCGCGGUGUGAUGCGUGCAUGGGACGGCCCUGGUAGUAGAAUCAGGGGCAGUGGCAAUGCCGUGGGGGGUGGGAUAGGGGAAGUGGGGGGAGUGGGGGGAGUAGGGGAGGAGGCGAGGGGGCAAGGGCUGCGGCCGGCGUGGUUGCUGGAGAGUGAGUGGCUACAGCAGCAGCAGCAGCGGAGGGAGGAGGAGCAGGCUCAGCUGGAGAUGCAGCAGUACCUGGGCAUGGGGCAGGGGGGUGAUAGCAGGGGGCAGGCGGGUGGGAGCAGGGGCGAGGAGGGGAGCAAGGAGAUGCGUGCGUUUGGAGAGGGCAGACAGAUGCACGCACAGAUCGUGGGGGCGUUCUCAGCGGAGGCAAGGGGCGAGGCCAUAGUGGGUUACUCCAUUGCAGUCACAGGCCUCGAUGGCUCCGCUUGGAUCGUCCGCCGCAGGUAUCGCAACUUCUGGCAGCUGCACCAGCAGCUGAAGCGGCGCAGCCCGUCAGCAAGCAGCCUGCAGCUGCCGCCCAAACGGUUCUUCCACGGCGGGCGCGACGAGGAGCUCAUUCGCGACCGCCUGCUGCAGCUGCACGCUUAUGUCAAGGGCAUCAUGGCCCGCGAGGAGCUGGCCACAUCACCAGAGGUUAUCGACUUCCUCUCCCCUGACUCCAAGGCGUUUGAAUCCCACAUCACCGUGUCAAAGGCCAUCUCCUUUGCCUGUGAGCAUUCCUCCCCCGCUGCUGCAUGGUCUGGUCUGAUUCCUUUUGCCUCCUCCCCCCUCCUUUUGUCGAUGUUGCCCUCCCUAUUACGCUCUUUUGGUGCACCUUACCAUCUCCCUUCCGUUUUCUCCACUCGCUUCCCUCCCUCCUCUCAACCCCUCUCCACCAUCCCUCCACCACCACCCCCCUCCCCCCCCUUCCCCACCGCUCCUCCUUUCUCCCGCCCUGCUCUCCUUUCCCUUUCCCCCACCCUGCCCUCCUCACUGCUUCUUCUAUUCCUUCUUGUGACAGACGAUGUGCAGUGGCAGCGCGUUAAAAGCACGUCCCAGCUGCAGCUGCUCUCCACCAUUGCUACUAGCGGGGAUGACACUAGCUCUGUUGCCACUUCCCCUCGCUACAGUCACCGCCCCUCCCGACCAACCAGCAGCCGCCACGUGGGGGAGGUGGGUGAGGAGGAGGCGGCUAGAAGAGCAGCGAUUGGACGACAGAGACGAGAAUUUGGCAGUGAUGGUAGUGGGAGGAGUGGGGAAGGAGGUGGUGGUGGGUGUAUAGUGGGGCUGCACGGUCGAGAGGAGUUGAGGAUGGUGAAAGGAAAGGGCCGUCCUUCUACGGUUUGGGAGGGAGUAGGGGAGUGGUCAGAGGGGAUUCGAGAAGAAGGGUGCGAGACGGGGGAUGAGGAGGAGGGCGAUGGUGGGGUAUCGGGAGAGGAGAGAGGAGAUGCUUGGGCUGGGCGGGAGAUUCGUAGUGAGGGAGGGAGGAGAGAGGCUGACGGGAGGUUGAAGAGGCGUGUGGGGCCAAGGGGUGGGAGCACGAUCGGUGGGAGUCUGGUGGAUGGAGGGAUGAGGGGUGGAGGUGAAGGGAUGGGCGGGGAGAGGGAUGCGGAUGGGGAGGACGAUGUGUUGAGCUAUGGAUCGAGACAGAGCCUUGGCGGCCUGGAGUAUGACCUUCAGCGGGCGCAGGGGGCAGGGGACGAGGAAGGAGGGGUGAAGCAGCAGAAGGUGCAGCAGCAUGGAAGCUCGUGUGAGACCUCUGAAGAUGACCUGUGUCAACAGGGUGCUGCCCGUGUGCCUGGGGAUGGGCAUGGGGAUGGUAUCAGAGGUGGGCGUGGCGAGUCAGGUUUUGUUGGGAGAGGUGAAGCUCCGGCAGGGCUGUUUGAAGAAGAUGGUGAUGGUGAGGAUGAUGGUGAUGGUGAUGAGGAGGGUGAGGGUGGGGUGGUGGUGGGAGCAGUCCCUCGACGUGGCUUGCAUGUGCCAGCAGAGCAAGGAGGAGCCGUGGAUCGAGGAACCGAGGAAAGGGAUGGUUCUGUCAGAAGGCACGAUGGGGGGAGUGCACUGGAUGCGACCGUUCCUGCUGAUUGGACUGCUGCGAAGCUGAGUGCACCACUCCUGCGCCUGGUGGAAGUGCUGCUGCACCUCGACGACCACGGCUGGAUUAGGCGGCAGGUGGUGUGGGUGGCGAGGCAGGUGUUGGAGCUGAGCAUGGGGGAUGCCAUUGAUGACUUCCUGCUCUCGCAGAUCCAGAAACUCCGCACUGAAUCCACCGUUGCCACCAUCAUUCGCUCCCUGCACCAGCCUUCUUUGUUUUUGUAG